Molecule: messenger RNA, 3062 nt
Organism: Saccostrea cuccullata (small rock oyster)
Lineage: Eukaryota; Metazoa; Mollusca; Bivalvia; Ostreida; Ostreidae
Product: enhancer of mRNA-decapping protein 4-like
Exons: 22
Biological process (GO): deadenylation-independent decapping of nuclear-transcribed mRNA
Cellular component (GO): P-body
Molecular function (GO): protein binding
Source: RefSeq, a predicted model, not a curated record
CUUGAAAGGAAAAAACGUAUUAUCAAUGAAGUUUUAUUCCGUUUGUUAGUAGUUGACAGCAAUGGAUCACGGAGAUAGUCCAGCAUCGUCCCUGCAGUCAACCGGCGAUACAGGCCAGCUCCUGCAGGAAUUACUUAAUCUUCAGAAAUCAAACGGCCUAUCCACUGGAAGUUUGACUGUCCCACCUGGUCCAACACUAAACCAAGUUACAGACAGCACUGAAGUGCCAGGAUCAGGUGAUGCCACUAACCCUACACUGGCAGAGUUAAUGAUGACAAUGUACGACAACCCCGUACCCAGGCAGCUCAUAACUCUCCAAGGGAGUGACACAGCCAAUAGUUUUAGUGUGUAUGGGAGAGAGGUAGAGAUCAUCACAAGUAAGCCAAACGAAGCGGUCAGUUCUCAGGCCAAGACGGGCAGUAAUAAGGUAAAGACAACACCUGUUGUGAAGUUUGAAUGGGAGUCCGUGUACUAUGUAGGAAAUCUAGUCACUCUACACAGACUUAAUGUGUAUGCUGCGUACUCACUCAGAGGUAAAUCAGGGGGCGUGGUCCGAAUCAUCAACAGGAAGACAGCGGAGCGGGCGUUACUGAAGGACCUGACGGGUCGGGUGGUGGACAUCGCAUUCGCUUACACUGAUGAUGUCAUCCUGGCAGCUGUGGACGAAAUAGGGAAUCUGCUUGUACACAAUGUCAAGGAGGGGGACGAUAAAAAGCUUCAGUAUCCUCUGUUUAUUUUUAUAUUAAGAAGUACCGUAUUAUGGUGUGAGAUUUGGAAUAUAGACAUGGUGUCAAGAGAACAUGGCAGUGGACCAAUUCCUGUAGAUGAUGUGGAAUUUGGACUCAUUAGAAUUGACAGCCACACACAGGCUGUGAUGGAUGCUGCUUUCUCUCCUGAUGGUACAGCCUUAGCUACGGCCAGUCUAGAUGGAGAAGUCAAGUUCUUCCAAGUCAAUAUGAGUGAAAGCACCUCACCAAGAUGUUUACACCAGUGGAAGCCACAUGAUGGGAAGCAGUUGUCUUCCUUGUUUUUCCUUGAUGAUCAUAGGAACUCCAGUGCUGAUACCCAGUUUUGGAGGUUUGCUGUCACUGGAGCUUGUAACAAUCAGGAAAUCAAAAUUUGGAGCUGUGAGUCCUGGGUGUGUUUACAGACAUUAAGGUUCAUGUGUCCACCCGAUUUACCUACAAACUUCAGUGCCGAGCCAUGUAUGAAGGCAGGAUUAGACCUCAGUGCCAAAUAUUUAGUACUGUCUGACAUCAAGAGACAGGUGCUGUAUGUGUUACAAAUUCACCAAGACUCGGCAGCUAACACAGCUCACGUGAGUUCUGUCUCCGAGUUCCUGCUUGCUCAGACAUGCCUCAGCUUCGCCAUUCUGGACGCCAGCAAGAAAAAGUUCAAAAAGGUCACCGAGGAAUCUCAUCUGGAUGAAAUAACAACUGGUGAGCUGGACAGAGAAGAAGGAGGAGAGGAUCCGGAUCACAAACAUGAGACGACCACUGCAUCAGGUGUCCAGAUCAAACUCUACACCGUCCAUCCAAAGGCCCUGCAGGAGUUGUUGAUAAGAUUUCGGCCGGAGUCCUCAGCACCCCCUCCCCCCACGCCCUCUGUCAGCACCGUCUCUCAUGAUGACACAGGUCUCCAGGACGCCCUGUCAGACAUGAGCUUCAGUUUAGACAGUAGUCGAGUGGACACUUCUCUCCAGCAGGACCAGCCUGUACUCCUCACCCCUGAUGCUUUCACGUCAGCCAGUCCUAGAAAAGAUCUGUCUACAACUGACCCCAUCCGAGCCAGUGGAUCAAGUACCAGUAGCUUUACACAGGUCACCGGCCUUAAUGAUGAAAUGUUCUCCCCCCACAGCUCAGGGGACCAGUCAGUCAUAUCAGAGGGCAGCACAAUCACCCAGACCCCCACAGAGAAAGACGCCCCCUCCCCAUACCAGCCGGACGUCACCCCGACUAAACUACCACAGACAGGGGAUAGUCUGACCAGCAUUGAGGAGAGCACUGCAGAGGACAAACCCUCAGCUCUACAGAAAGUCUGUGUGGAUGAUCUGUUCGAUAGCACCAGGCAGAGUCUGGAACAGACACUGAACAGCACCGAGUCCAGCAGGAAGUCUAUAGAGAACACCAGUAGUACCACCGGGUUUGAGGUGGGACAGCUUGGGGCUCAGAAACUGUCGACGAUGAAAGAGUCCUACGACGAGAAUGAUGAGGAGGUAGCAGAGGUUCUAGGCGAGUCGUACAAAGAGGAGGAGGAGGAGGAAAACUUACAGGAGGACCCACAGAGCACUCAGCCGUUUGAGGAACACAGCGGGGACAUGGAGUCUGGCUCUAUGCCCACGUCCUGGCCCAAACCUCCUGAUGUUAACACAGAGACACAGGUGCUGGAAGAAAUACAGAAUGAGGAUGUUUACAUGGAGGAUGAUGAUGUACAGAUAGAGGAGGAAGAAGAGGAAUCCAAGGAAGACAACUACGAAAAGGAGGAAGACACACAGAAUGUACAAGAUGGCAGUAGUGAAGAGAUAGAGGAACAGAUAGAGGAACAGAGCGAAGAAUUACAGAGUCCCAAAGAAGCACCUGUAGCUGCUCCAGUGGCUAAAUCAAGGGAGAUAAUAAAAGAAAUCCACACACGAGAAAUUAUCAGGGAAAAUGUGGACAAAGAAUCCAUAACCUCAUUGAAUGAGAAUAUCCAGAGUAUUCUGGCAGUGUUGGAGGCUCAGAACGCCAAGAUCGAGUCCCUACAGUAUCAGCUCGCCGAGCAGGAGGCGCGUCAGAGCGAGAUCAAUCGGCGGCAGAUAGAAAAUGAGGUCAUCUCACAACAACCCCAGAACAUAGAGGAACACCUCGGGAAGCUGGAGGGGAUCGUGACGUCUAGAGUGGAGAGGAUGUUUACACAGCACGCCCAGAAAGAGAACCAGAGAGUGCGAGAUUUACUGCAGCAGACAGAGCAGCGAGACAAACAGAGACAAGACCGAUUACAGCAGAGUUUUACAGGCCAUGAACAAUAUCGCCAGCAACUGGAGAAAAUCUUCAGGCAGGAGAUGAACAACACCAUUCUACCUA